CGCACACACCUGGGGAGGCAACAACAAGUGACCACUGGAGGGAGUAGAGGAGGGAGGGAAAGCGUCCUCAUGCAUGGGAGCCCAUGGGCGUCGAGCUGAGGAUGGCUCAAUUUCCUUCCUGAGGAAAACACUUCAAACAGCCCCACCAGAGUGACCAAGGCUGAUGUCACUUGCCUGCUCUGGAUGCAUCCAGCACUUGAGCUGACUCUUCUGCCUUGCACUGCUGCAUUCCUGCCCUGGAAAUCCCGGAGUCUUUCCUUCCAGCACUAACAAGAAGCUUUCAUUUGGGAAUGGGCACGGCACAGCUCUGGAAAUGAAAAGGCAGCAGUGCAGGAAACCAAAGCACAGCCCUUAUCAUUAGCUGCGAUGAUUUGCAUUCAAGAUGACUGUGUGCAAAAAUUGUUACCUCUGCAAAGGAUGCCUCUGGUGCUGCGGCAAUGAAGGGCAGGUAUAAAAGCCAGCCCAAGUCCCUGCUCUCCCGUCUACUUCUCUGGCCUCCUUCUUCUUGAGAACCAGGUGCACCUCCAGACCCUUGAGACAUGUCCUGCUACAACCAGUGCCAGCCCUGCCAGCCCUGUGGCCCGACCCCACUGGCCAACAGCUGCAAUGAGCCCUGUGUCAGGCAGUGCCAGAACUCCACUGUCGUCAUUGAGCCUCCUGCUGUGGUCGUGACCCUGCCUGGCCCCAUCCUCAGCUCCUUCCCACAGAACACCGUUGUGGGAUCCUCCACCUCUGCUGCUGUUGGUAGCAUCCUCAGCUGUGAUGGAGUGCCCAUCACCUCUGGGUGCUGUGACCUCUCUGGCAUUUCCAGCCGUUACUGUGGCAGAAGGUGCCUCCCCUGCUAAAGACUCUGGGGGAAACCCCAAGGAGACACCCUGAGGAAUCACAACAUGGUGCUGGGCAAAGAAUCGAUGUUUUCAAUGCUGCUUUCAGCAUAGCUGAAUGAUUUUGCUUUUCUCUCCCUUUUCCUUGUUUGCUUCACAUCCCCUUAGCAGCAAGGUUCCCUCAAGGCCAACCUGGUGGGGACCAUCUGUUUUCCUCAUCCUCCAUGGGGCAGGAAUACAGACAGACAUGAUGAAGGAAAGUCUCCACAGCCAAGGGCCGCACCCUCUCAGAUGACCAUGUGGGGCCUCAGAGAUGACCAUGGAGUCAUAGGGCUCCAUGAACUGGCACCCCCCACUUGGAAUGACUUUCUUUCCCUCUUCUGACUCAUUAAA
This is a messenger RNA of Chroicocephalus ridibundus (black-headed gull), 1217 nucleotides long. RefSeq names its product feather keratin Cos2-3-like. Gene Ontology annotation, cellular component: intermediate filament. Gene Ontology annotation, molecular function: structural constituent of cytoskeleton. Bases 540 to 845 code for a protein of 101 amino acids. The transcript is spliced from 2 exons. NCBI's taxonomy places the organism in Eukaryota, Metazoa, Chordata, Aves, Charadriiformes, Laridae. The record is from RefSeq and is a predicted model, not a curated record.